GGGGGAGGGGGAGGGGCGAGCGAGGUGCGGGCGCGUGUUCGCGGCGCGCGAGCAGCUGGCGCGCCACCUGAGGGAGGACCACGGCCCUGAUGAUGCGCUUCACGGUUGCGAGGAGUGUGGGCGUCGUUUCUUCUGGGCGGUGGGGCUGCGCGCGCACGCCCGCGCACACGCCGCGCCCGGCGCCCUGCACCACUGUCUGUGGCCCGGGUGUGGCCGCGCCUUCAGGCAGCCCUGCCGGCUCCGGGAACACGCCAGGGCACACACCGGGGACAGGCCCUACAGGUGAGGACUGCAGGUGGCGCCCUGCACCACUGUCUGUGGCCCGGGUGUGGCCGCGCCUUCAGGCAGCCCUGCAGGCUCCGGGAACACGCCAGGGCACACACCGGGGACAGGCCCUACAGGUGAGGACUGCAGGUGGCGCCCUGCACCACUGUCUGUGGCCCGGGUGUGGCCGCGCCUUCAGGCAGCCCUGCCGGCUCCGGGAACACGCCAGGGCACACACCGGGGACAGGCCCUACAGGUGAGGACUGCAGGUGGCGCCCUGCACCACUGUCUGUGGCCCGGGUGUGGCCGCGCCUUCAGGCAGCCCUGCAGGCUCCGGGAACACGCCAGGGCACACACCGGGGACAGGCCCUACAGGUGAGGACUGCAGGUGGCGCCCUGCACCACUGUCUGUGGCCCGG
Molecule: messenger RNA, 683 nt
Organism: Cydia fagiglandana
Lineage: Eukaryota; Metazoa; Arthropoda; Insecta; Lepidoptera; Tortricidae
Product: Krueppel-like factor 13
Exons: 2
Coding region: 90-524 (144 amino acids)
Source: RefSeq, a predicted model, not a curated record